CUCAGAACAGACGCCUUCUUCAAGCAUCGCAUCAGUCAGCGAGUUUUAUCCCCAUCGUAAGGAGUCUCCGGAAAAACAAAAGUUAAUUAGAGCAGGCUUCUCCGACGAGAAAAAACUCACUCGACAUGUCUAAAUCCGCCAAGUUCCAACCGAUCCCCACCAGCGACGUGAUUGGCGAACCGCCCAAAGAGUCCUCCGAAGAGACGGACCCGGAAUACAUGUGCGGUAUCUUCGGCUACAGACCGCGGUGGUUGCAGAGGUUCGCCAAGGCCUAUUACUUCCUGAUAUGUUACGUUCUCUUCGGCAUCUUUCAGGGGGCCCUAAAGGCCUACCUGAACGGCACCAUCACGACCAUCGAGCGCAAGUUCGCACUCACCGGAAAGAUGUUCGGUGUCAUCCUCAUAGCGGACAACAUCAGUUCUCUGUUCACCAGUCUUCUAGUAGGUUACUACGCCACGAAGAUCAGCCGGCCUAAGAUCAUCGCGUUCGGCAUCUGGAUGUCUGUGCUGGGCUGCUUCGUGAGCGUCCUUCCAUACAUCGUCUACGGUCCAGGAUUCGUGAGCGCUUCUCAGGGGACUCCUCUUCCGGAUCACCAGACGGGCUCUUUUCUGACCAGAUCGAGAAUUCAGAAGGAGUUUUGCGCCAAGGGAAGCGACGACGACUUUGUGCGCGACGACACGCCGGCACCCACAGGCAUCAUGGCCGUUAGCAUUUUGUUUCUGGCAAACUUUUUGAAUGGUCUCGGUGGAACUUCUUUCUACAUUUCGGGAGCGACCUACACCGAUGACAACGUCAAGAAGAAGAACUCGCCCAUCUACUUCAGUCUUGUUUUUUCGCUGCGCCUGCUGGGACCAAUGCUGGGAUACGUGUCUGCUUCCGUCUGCCUUAGCAUUUACGAGUCUCCCUUUGAGGAUCCCGGGAUCACGAACAGACACCCCAGUUGGAUCGGUGCCUGGUGGCUGGGAUUCGUCGUCUGGGGAUCGGCGAUGGCCCUCAUGUCCCUGCCCAUGUCCCUCUUCCCCAAGAACAUCCGGAGGCCCGCCUUCUCCGCCAACAAGCCUGAGGGGCCGGGUGGCAACAAAAGCGAGAAACCCGCACCCAUGUCUCUGGUGGAAAAACUCAAAGACGACGCCAGAGAGAUGAGACUGGCGAUGGGCCGUUUGUGCAAGAAUCCGGUGCUGAUGUGGAAGAUUGCAACGUUGGUUUUUAUUUUCAACGGUGUGGGGGGAUACGUCAGCAUGUUCCCAAAGUACGUUGAGAACCAGUAUCGCGUAUCGGCGUCCAAGUCCAAUUUAUUCACAGGCCCCACAAAGAUCAUGGCAAUGAUGGUGGGACUGUUCCUCGGAGGCGUCAUCAUCCGCAUAUGGAAGCCCCGGGCCCGCACCAUCGGGUUACUGUCGGCCUUCAGCGACUUUGUGGACAUCAUGUUCCUCUCGGCGGGCAUGUACCUGGGCUGCUCGAACUGGCAGCUGGCGGGAACCGAGGUCAACGAAAGUGGCAGGAUGUCUAUUGCGAAUUCGUGCAACGAAGGCUGCGACUGCACUACCAGGUCCUUCCAGCCAGUUUGUGACGUCGCUCAACGGGCAACCUACUUUUCGCCAUGUGCCGCUGGCUGUUUUGACCGUGGGAACGGGAGCAUGUAUUGCACGUGCAUCGCCGGAAACUCCAGUUCCCCGACCGGGUUUGGACUUGCCAAUGUGGAGGACGGCUUCUGCGAGUUCCCAUGCGGGAACCUGUACCUACUCGUGAUUCUCAUCAGCGUCGGCAAGCUGAUCGGGCAGCUGCCUAGGGUCGGAGGCAUGCUUAUCACUCUCAGGUGCGUUCACCCUGCUGACAAAGGCAUAGCGAUGGGAUUAAUGGGACUCUGCUUCAACCUUUUAGCGGCCGUGCCGUACCCUCUGAUCUACUCGGCCAUCUUCGACGCCACCUGUCUGGUGUGGGAGGAACGCGGAGGACGGCGCGGAAACUGUUGGUUCUACGACGUGGACAAGCUGCGCUUCGCCUACCACGGCGUCACGAUCGUCUUCCUGGGCCUGGGCCUCAUCUGCCAGCUGGUCAUGUCCUACUACGCCAAGCGGGUCACGGACAUGUACGGGGACGCAGAGGGCCACGCCGAGGACGCCGUCACGUCCACUCGGGAGGAUGGUGCCAUCGAGAUGAAGAACAAGAGAGACGCUGAACAAAGCUAGGAUCAAGCUGUCAACCCUGCUCGUUGCCUGGAACGUUACGAUGUUUGCACUGUCAGGCAAAGCGCCCCUUUCGUCUGCCACUUUUGCAAGCGGAAAAGCGGGCGAUGGAUCCCAGACAUCUGGGUGGUUCUGGCCAGUCCGGUGUAUAUAGAAAAGGCAGGUUGCGAGAAUUGUCACGAUCAGAGCUUUAUAUAAUCACCUUGGUCAUGAUAACGUCGCAUGCAAAGAAAUAAUUCUUGUUCUAAACAGAAGGGGAACUUCACACAGGCCUCGAUUCAUCUUGGACGCGGCUACUAGAAACGCAGCGUCUCAUAAUUCUUAAUCGUUCGUAGAAUAUUUUGUUUUUCCUGAGUGUCAUACGUUUUGUUUAGGAAAUCGGGCUCAAUCCCAUUGGGUUGAUGACGGCUGGGUUCGAAUAUCGAAGAACCUAAUGUCCUAGUUGACAUGUCUUUUCGGCAGAAAAUAUCUGACAGGUUCAUUGCGCCGAAACAUCUGGUGAAACAGCCCCGGGGAGUAGUCUCCUCGUAAUCUGUCACACGGCAAUGGCGUCGCUCGAAAGUGUGAAUACUAUAGAUAUUGCUGAGACUACCCGAGAAGCGAGAUAUGCAUUCUGGUUUAUGUAGAAUCUCUGGUAAUAGAAUUGGCAGUACUCUUGGGUAGCCAUUGACGACGACUUGUUACGGCAUUUCUAGACUGCUCGUGUAGGGGAACCAUAUACCGAGUGUCGAGUUUCCUCUUUGAGGCAAUGAUAGUAUAUUCUUUUUUUGCCAAAUAAAAAAUAAAUUUUGAAACUAAAUAACGCAAUGUGCUAUUGUAAGACCGCGAUAUAGAAGAGUAUUCGGUUUCAUGUUAAAGGGGACGCGCAACGAAUUGUACAAGCCUGAGUUCAGACGUUUCGAAGCUGCUUUCCCAGCAAGGGCUGACUUCGCGCAAGCAACGCUCGUCUGAGCUUAGCGCACGAGAAAGUGAAACGGAUCAUAUAUGAGGAGGUUUAACCGACCAUUAGAUUUCAUAUAACAUUUUUAUACUUUCUCGAGUGCGAACUUCACCGUAAUGCACUUAACUCACAUAUAACUGGUUUUCUUUCGAUCAGCUUAAUCAAUAAAAAAGGUCAUCGUUGUCAGGCUCUUACGGUCGUGCAGUCUCUGCGGUAAAAAGGCGUCAAAUUCUAAUUCACUGAGGCCGCAUGGCUAUUGGAACACGUGAGCGAACGCUCUGCUAAUUGUUUGACGUUUCGAAGCUGCUUUCCCAGCAAGGGCUGACUUCGCGCAAGCAACGCUCGUCUGAACUUAGCGCACGUGAAAGUGAAACGGAUCAUAUAUGAGGAGGUUUAACCGACCAUUAGAUUUCAUAUAACAUUUUUAUACUUUUUCGAGUGCAAAC
This is a messenger RNA of Ixodes scapularis (black-legged tick), 3572 nucleotides long. Its product is annotated as solute carrier organic anion transporter family member 74D-like. Gene Ontology annotation, biological process: transmembrane transport; sodium-independent organic anion transport. The transcript has 9 exons. The coding region runs from base 126 to 2189 and encodes 687 amino acids. Gene Ontology annotation, molecular function: protein binding. Lineage: Eukaryota; Metazoa; Arthropoda; Arachnida; Ixodida; Ixodidae. Gene Ontology annotation, cellular component: membrane. The record is from RefSeq and is a predicted model, not a curated record.